AGAUUAGGUUCGCACAUCCAGAUUGUCACCCACAGACUCAUGUGGAGGCUUCUACGAACAAGCGAAAGCAAGCAAGAAAUUCAAUUCAGGUCGCUCCAAGACCCACGUGUAACUUAAGUUAGCGCUUGCAUGCAGCUGCACUAUUGCUCAGAAGAGUCUAGGCUGGGGUUGGAUCUUGAAUCUUGAUUCCGCUUCAUCAAGAACUGCCUGCGAUCAACGAAUCCUCCCGUCCGUCAAGAAGCCCGUCCCACUGACAAAGAGCCGCAACCCAAUCGCUUACAGCUCAACCAACCAUAACAAACAGAGCUGUAUCUAGUCUGUUUCAUGCAUCACCAAACAUGGCACCCAAAAUCAACUCAAAAAACCUGUCUUACGACACCGAAGCAGCGGCACCGCCAUUCCUCGCUGCUCUAAGGGCUCAAGCUGCUGGUGCUACAGGGCCUGAUCCACUACUCGCUGCGCAACGGAGGUCAGCUAAGAAGCGCUCCAGCAGUGAGGAGGCAGAAGAUGUCCCGCUUGUCGUAGAUGAAGACGGAAACGUUGUGAGUCUUGAGGUCGACAAGGAUGGAGUUGUCAAAGACACUGAAGAUUACGACGUGGAAUCUGCAGCAGAGAAAGAAACCGCCAAAGAGUCAGAGAGCAAAGCUGCUAUUGGAGGAAGGAAACGAAAGGUUGGAAAAGUCAUCGGCGAGGCUGCUGAUGAGGCUAAGGAUGAGGGCAAAGGAGAGGACAAGAAAAAGGAGAAGGAUGAUGCCGAAAAGGAGUCAGCAAAGAAUCGCAAACCCAAAAAGAAGGCCAAAAAGAUUAAGCUGAGCUUUGACGAAGAUGAAGGUUGAACGCCAUGAGCGAGCUCAACGACACACGUUUCUCAUCACUCAGAGCUACCAUGAGCACCACAAGGAUCCCACUCAUAUAUCCAUCUACAGCCGGUAUACGAUGUUAUCACACGACUUUGAUAUCCAGCAUCGACCAGAUGAGAGCCCAGACUCCCACAAUCUCAGGACUGGAAGUCAGAAAAUAGAUGAGGGUGCGCCAGACGUACGGUCGAAUACUCGUCGUCUUGGGAAAGGGCACAUCUUAUUGGCAGUAUUGAGUUUCAUAACCGCAAAUGGAUGUUUCACAUCCGUAUCACGAAAUGACAUCACAAUCCAGCUAUACCCAGACUAUGGAAGCCUGGAAAGUCAUUCCUGAUGUAUACAAGCUCAAUUGGAUCAAACUGCUAUUGUCACAAACACAACA
Messenger RNA from Fusarium oxysporum Fo47, 1239 nucleotides. Its product is annotated as DUF4604 domain-containing protein. Lineage: Eukaryota; Fungi; Ascomycota; Sordariomycetes; Hypocreales; Nectriaceae. Bases 339 to 836 code for a protein of 165 amino acids. The transcript has a single exon. The record is from RefSeq and is a predicted model, not a curated record.